GUCGGGGACCUCGGGCAAGUUGUGAGGCGAGGCAGUCAGUCGCUCUCAGCUACAACAUGCAUAACGCAUGAGAGCUAGCUACGUCUUUUCUCUUAUCCGUAUAUUUUCUUUUUACUCCAAAAACUACGAAAUUAUAUUCCGUCUCGCUUAUUCGUGUUAUCGUGAUCCCCACAUAGGAACAUAUAGUUAACCAAUCGUUUGACGUAUUCAAGUUUGUGCGUAACCUGGAGUUAUUUUUUGCACAUAAUCUUGGUGUUUUUCAAGAAUUACUGUUUACAAAUUUAGAACGGUGUGAUUCAACGGAGUUUAGUCCUGUGGUCACCAGUUAGUCUGGUUUGUCGACGUUAGUGCUGUUAGAUUGUGUUCAAACGUUCAAUGAAACGCGUCGGGAUGUCGUGGUGAAUUUCAGACCAUUCAACGAUUAAUUUUUUCUUGGAGAACGAUUUUUCAAGGAAUUUCAGUUUAUUUGUUUUAAAAUAAGCCCGUGAAUGAUGUGGAAAUGUGGACGACCCAAUAUAAAAAUGACUGUGUACGAAGAGGAAAUAGACCACUAAAAGAAAAACCAUUAAGUUUCUUCUUAUCCGAUUUUUUGGCGCUACAGUGAACUACAUCGAAAAGAGUGAAUUUGUGUUUGCUUGUCUGCUUCGGUUUUUUUUUAACCAAACAUGGAAAAUAAUGUGGAUAGGAAUGUAGUGAAAACCGUGAUUAUGUGGAGUCUACCACCGAACAUUGUCAGUUAACGAGACUUACACAAUUUUAAACUCUUUGAAAUAGCCAAGGACCUUUAAAUUUUAGUGUAACAAAUAUUCAAAACUUUAUUUGGUUUUGAAUUGUCAGUGAUCGAAAAGUAUAAAGAGAAAUUCUAGGCUUCCCUAAGUAUCUAAUCGAAUACCUAUAGUCAACCUAUGAAAGUGGGUGCUCCGUACUGAACUACUGAAAAUCAAUUUAAUUCGUCUUGAGAAAGAAAUUAAAGAAAAAAACGCUCAUGGACUGAGAAGUUAAGUGAAUAUAAAUGAAAUAGAUAAGUGUACAUCUGUCAUCAACAAACAAAAUAAAAAAUUUGUGUGUUGUUGACAAGGGGGUGAAAAACCGCAACCAGCAAGUGGUGCGGUUAUAAUUGACUGGUGAGGGAGUAGAUGGCAGCUACCACGUACAUGCCGGUUAGUAGCGCAGUGUCAGCCGACCUGGACGGUGGUUCGGGUACAGCUAUCGGUAUGAACAUCGCUGUAGGUGGCUACUCAUCGGGUUCGCCCCGCAGCGCCGCCGAUGCCGGUGAAAUGAAGUACAUGCCGGCGCCGCAACACCACCACCAUCAUCAUCAUCAUCACCAAGUGUCAUCGUCACCCUCGCCAAAUGGCUUGUCUCAUCCAACGAGUUUACCGACGACAAAUCCAUGGGUUAGUCUUCAACCAGGAAGUGAUUCAUGGGCCGCAUCAAUGGGAAUGCAUCAUACGACUCAUCAUCCACACCAUCAUCCACACGCUCAGGGUAAUUCGAGCUUGGAUGUUAAACCAUUGGCUGCCGCAGCGACGGCAACUGACUCUGUCCAAGCAAUGCAUCACCGGGGUCCACAUCAAUCACCUGGAAUGGGAUCACCGCAUUCAUGGCAUGCACCAGUUGUACCGUCGGCUCACUAUAAUCCAAGUGGUGGUGCAGCAUCACCGACGACACUACAACAUUAUCAUGCUGCGAUGAAUGGUAUGCUACAUCAACAUCCACAUCAACAUCCCCAUCAACUUCACAAUCAUCAAACUGGUCUACCGCAUCACCUGAGGGAUGCUCAUAAUCACAGUCCACCGGCUGGACAUCCACUUCAUGGUGGUCAUCCACUAGAUAGGGAUCAUAGCGCUGGUGAAGAAGACACACCAACAUCAGAUGAUCUUGAAGCAUUUGCCAAACAAUUCAAACAACGACGUAUCAAGUUGGGUUUUACCCAGGCCGAUGUUGGUCUUGCACUUGGUACGCUUUACGGCAAUGUUUUUUCGCAAACGACGAUAUGCAGGUUCGAAGCAUUACAGCUGAGCUUCAAAAACAUGUGCAAAUUGAAACCCCUUCUGCAAAAAUGGCUUGAAGAGGCAGACUCAACGACAGGUUCACCGACAAGUAUCGAUAAAAUAGCGGCACAGGGUAGAAAAAGAAAAAAGCGAACGUCAAUCGAAGUAUCAGUUAAAGGUGCAUUGGAGCAACAUUUUCACAAGCAGCCAAAACCAUCAGCCCAAGAAAUAACUUCUCUCGCUGACAGUUUACAAUUAGAAAAAGAAGUCGUUCGGGUGUGGUUCUGCAACCGUCGGCAAAAAGAAAAACGUAUGACACCUCCGAAUACACUUGGCGACGGUAUGAUGGACGGUAUGCCACCUGGACAUCAAGGACAAGGUUUACAUCAAGGCUAUCAUCCGCAGGAUCAUCUUCAUGGAUCACCAAUGGGCCACAGUCAUAGUCCGCCAAUGUUGAGCCCUCAGGGUUUAACAGCACACUCUCUGGCGGCUCACUAGCGUUCGCCGGGGCCUCCCCCGCUGGGCCUCGCCAUAACCUCCCAAUCGAAUUCAACAACGAGUCCUGAUGGACUACCACCCUUUUAUCAUCACUACCUCCAGGCACGAACCACUGGAUACGGUGCUUCGUAGCUGCAGUGGCAGUACCAUCGUCAUCAAAACCAACAGCUUGAUCAGCACAUACAGUUUAUAACGAGUCAGUUGGAUAAUGACGAUCUGGAUGAUAAUCAAUGAUGACUUGUGACUUCAAGGAAAAGGGUUAUUUUCGAUACGGGGGUGAUAACGAGGCCUUAACCGGAGCACCGGGGUGGCCGCCGCAAGUGUUUCUUUUGUGUCCGGCUUUAUUGAUUAAUAACUUUAAAAAACGCAAUAGAGCCGUGGCAAUUAAAAAAAUGAAAACUAAACUAUUCUGCAAAGUUUUUACAAUACUGUGAAUAAACUCAUGUUAAAGUCGUAUAAACGAACCUGAAGAUGCAAUUUUUUAAACUUUGCGUAGACAAAAGGAACAGAGCGAAUCAACUGAGGAUUAUUCAAGUCGACAGAGAAUUUUAUCCCACGGAUAUUAUUGGACAAGGCCAAUAAACAGAAUGAAAAAAUGUAAAAAUGAAAUUUGAACGAACCUCUUAAACGCUUUUAUAUCAUCGUCGUUCCCAACGUUGUUGUUGAUAAAUUGUUGUUUGUUUGUUCCCUGUGACGUGUGUCUCUCUCUCUCUCGGUGAAGUGUUUUGAACGUGAUACAUAAAUGAUUAAUAGAGCAAUGAAAAAACCACCGUCGGGAAAACAUCGCGAUUUCCGAAACCAUCGUUUAAAAUCGAGGGAAUGUGGACAAAAUGUUAUAGUUACUUUUUCUUCGUUCUCAGCUGCAGCUCAAAAAAUAAACAAGUGUCGUGUCUCUUUAUUUUUAUUAUUAUUAUUAUUAUUAUUAUUAUUAUCAUUAUUAUUUUUGAAAGACGAUCAUGUAAUCCAUGUGUGUGUUAUCCAGAAACUGUUGAGCCUCUCGACCCUCUUUUUUCACCAAGUAAUGAUCAACUUCGUCGAAGAGAAAAAUCGUCUGUCUACUGUGUUGAUGAUGAACAGCUUCGAAUCUAGCAAUAGAAUAAACUAAUUUUUGAAAAGAAAACUUUUAUGCCGUCAAGAAGUUGGCUCGCUCGACCCAAUGAGAGUGAGUACGAUAUUCAAAACCAAAAAAAAAAACUUUCACUGUCGCUACACAGUUAUUCGGCAGUAUUCAAUAAUCAAGAAAUAUUCGAAAACAUAAUAAUAUGAAUAGCGGAGUUUAAGUGUGAAGCAAACAAUUUUUUUUAAUCAACUGUCAGAGAGGUCGCAGAGAAGGAUAUAACACACUCAGGGAUAGACACUCGGACACGCAUAUAAUAGCAAAAAGAAUACACACGAUCUCCAAAUAUCGUUUAUUAAAAUAGAUAUUAAAACAUCUAUACACGUACACAUAUAUGACUAGAGAGAACAAAGUAUACGUAUAUGAAAAAAUGAGUAAAGAGAAAUACACAAGCACAGAGAGGGACUAGCGCUCGCAGGCAAACCGUAUACCGUAGGGGAGUGCUCUUGUGCUCGGGUGGAAUUCACUGGGUGAUGUAACAUAAGUAAAUAUGGAUUGUAAAUACUGUACCAGAUAAAGCUAGUAAGUUAAGUGAGCAUGCUGCGUCGCGCGUCAUCGAGUUUGGAAUAUCCUCAUUUUUCUUCAUUUUUUUCAUGUUUAAUUUUUCUCCACUUUAAUGGGAUAAGAAAAUUUGAUUCCGCGAUUGGCAUUCAUCAAGAAAAACAUUAGAUGAGAAAAAUUAGUUAGGAAGAAGGGGAAAAAUGACACCUGUACGAAUCUUGCGUUGACGUGGUAGUGUAUAGGUUCAUGCAAAAAAUUAAACAAAAAAAUAUUCCUCUACGUUGAAGACAAUCAGAUAUUUCUCACAAUCUUUUACGUUUUUGUUGAGUUUUCAUCCUGUAUUGUGAUUAAAAUUGAAAUGAAAAAAUUCAGUCGACACAUGUCAAAAGUGUUUACUACAUUAUAGCAAAAUCAAUUAUUCCUAUAAUCUUGAGAUUUGCUAUGAUUAUUGAAAAUUGUUGUUAUUAUUCAAUUAUUAUCUUUUUUAUCAUGACAGAUAGCCGUGCCAAUGGGUUUUUUUUUCAAAUAUCACUGUGCCAGCAAUGUAGGAGAAAAUUCCAAAAUUCGUAGAUUUGUGAGAAAAUUACUGAUCGUUCAUUCAUUCGUUAUUAUUGUCUAUUCCUUUUGGUUUUUGUUAUUUUAAUGAAACGUGAGUGUCCAAUGAGAAAAGAAAAAUUAUAAUGUGGCGUUGUGAUUAAUUGGGAGGCGAGGUUAUAGAGAAAUGAAAUUAAUAGAAGAAAACUAAUUGAUAACAACAAACACCGAAAAUUGGCCUGAUAAUUAGCCGUUAGGGCCCAAAAUACCUGACAAAAAAAAAGAACCAAAAACGUGAACCGGUGGAAUUUAAGUUAUGAAAAAAGUGAGCAAUUGGAAGAAAUUGCGAUUGUGGAUCUUUUAUCCCGUUAAAUUGUUUAUAAUAAAUGAACUGCAAAUGGUGCCAAUAAAUAUUUGAUUAUCAACGGAUAGAGUGGAAUGCUGAGAUCACGUCAUUCUAUACAAAUAAAAAAACAGCAGAGGAAUAUCCGCAAUCGUAAAAGAUUUGGAAAAAGAAAUUGAAAGAUGAUACGCGAGCUUUUUUUCUCCUUAACUAAAACCUGUAAAAAUAGAACAUUGGAUUGAACAUAGAAGAGUGAAAGCGAAUGAAAAGCCGGUGUUAUGCUACGACACCAGUCAAAAGAUGGCAAAAACAAUAAACCCUUCAUUUAUGAAAA
Messenger RNA from Fopius arisanus, 5321 nucleotides. RefSeq names its product ventral veins lacking (gene vvl). Gene Ontology annotation, cellular component: nucleus. Gene Ontology annotation, biological process: regulation of transcription by RNA polymerase II; brain development. The transcript has a single exon. The record is from RefSeq and is a predicted model, not a curated record. Gene Ontology annotation, molecular function: DNA-binding transcription factor activity, RNA polymerase II-specific; RNA polymerase II cis-regulatory region sequence-specific DNA binding. Lineage: Eukaryota; Metazoa; Arthropoda; Insecta; Hymenoptera; Braconidae. Bases 1137 to 2492 code for a protein of 451 amino acids.